UCUUCGAUCUAAGAGAGGAAUCACGGAAACUCCCUUUACCGGAUGCAAGUGUCAUUCUCUUAUCUUCUAGACAGCGCUAUCCACGAUCUCUCAAAAGCCACGAACUCCCAACCACUUACCAGUCGAUCGUACUGCGUAAUUGAGCAACAAAAAACGCAAUCCUUUCAUUCGUCUGUACAAAGUCUUUCUAUUUACAUGAGAACGCUGCGUAAAUACACGAAUUUUCAAAAAUAGAUCGAUAGAAAUAAAACCUAAAGAGAUGUACGUAACAGGAAAAUUCAGAGUUUUUUACUGAGCUCGUUUCUUCGCAUGUUUUUAUUGAGUAAUUCCCUUUCUUUUGGAUAGUGUUCGAAAAAAAAGAAACGAGAGAGGUAGGGAGGGAGAGAGAGAGAGAGAGAGAGAGAGUGAGAGACAGAGAAAGAUAACGAGAAGCUACAUGAAAGACAGACCUUUAAAAACAUUUAUUUGAGGGAGAGAAAAAUAGAAAGAAAAAGAGAAAAUGAAUUCGACCCCUUAUUCUACACCGUAUCCGCCACCAUCACCUGGUGCAUUCCCACUGUCUCAACCUGGAGUACCGCAACCUGAAAUGCCACAACUCGGAAUGCCUCAUCCUGGAAUGUUGCAACCUGAAAUGUCACCUGCCGGAGUGCCAUCAUAUGGAAUAUCAGUACCACAAUCUGGUGCGCCACAAGAUGGCUGGUCAUCGCCGAAUACGAUUUGUCCACUCGGUUUGGAAUACCUUAUUGCCCUGGAUCACCUGCGUAUACAACAACAAUAUGAAAUAUUGGAAGCUGUCGUUGGAUGGGAGACUGAGAACAAAUACCACAUAACGAAUGCUAAUGGUCAGCCACUAUAUUACAUUGCGGAGGAAUCGGAUACGUGCGCGCGAUUGUGCCUUGGUGCUUUACGCUGUUGUGAAUUUCGCGUGGUCGACACUAAUCAGAGGGAGGUCCUGCACAUGGUACGACCGUUCAGGUGUUCGGGCUGUUGUUGUUCUUGUUGCAUGCAGGUGUUGGAGGUAUAUUCGGGAGGAGUGCUUCUCGGUACAGUAACAGAAAAUUGUAGCAGUUUCUUCAGGCCUUCGUUUUCUAUUCGCAAUGCGUCUGGGAAAACAGUUUUAAGGGUAAAGGGACCAUGGUUUAGAUGUUGCGGAACCGUGAGAUUUAAGAUAAGGUCCGCGGAUGAUGUACAUAGAGUUGGGGAAAUUAAAAAGAAAUGGGGCGGUUUCACUAGAGAAAUUCUCACGGAUGCUGAUAACUUCAGCUUGCGUUUUCCUAUAGAUUUAGACGUUAAGAUCAAAGCGGUGUUGCUUGGUGCCUGUAUUCUUAUCGAUUUUCUAUAUUUCGAACGGAACGGAAGGCGCAGCGUAUAGAAUUCGUAGAAUGAUUGAAAGAAUUCUAUUUAAAGACUUGAAAUUAGUGUCUUUUCUGCCGUGUUCUAUUGGAGAAGAAACACUUUACUGUGAAGAAUCGCUGAUAUAUAUCGAGAGCUUAAAUUUUAAACUUCAAAGAUUCGCCAUAUUUUUUAUAUCAAAUUUAUAUAAUGAAUAUGCACAACGUUGUCAAAUAACCUGUCCAAGUGCAAUUAUUUAAUUGCUGUUUGCUAUUUUUGUAUUCAAUUUUGGAAAGGAUCAUUUGUGUAUACUUACACGCGCAUACAUCGCUCUUUUUCUCAUAAGGGAAGUGUUCUGGAUUAUGCGAACAAAUACUUGCCCUGCAACUUACGUGAUAUGAUGUUGCAAACUAUUAGAUUGUAAGUCUUUAAUUUACAUUAAUGCAAUAUUACAAUGUAUCUAUACUUGUACGUAAGAUGUAAUUUUAUAUAAUUACGAGUCACAAAUACUCUUUUUAUAUUUUUGUGCGUUUUUCAAAGGGCAUUCAUAAUUUUAAAAAGUAAUUGCUACUUGAAUCUUGUCAUUUUUUUUCUUGAUAUUUAAAUUACUCGAGAGUUCACGAAAUAAAGAUUUAACGUUGUACGAUCAAACGACUUUAUUACGACCGUUUAUAUCAGAUUUACAUCAGAGAUAUCAAAAGGGAUAAAGUAUCAAAAAAGAAAGGAGAAGAUAUUAUUGUGUACGUUCUUUUAUUCGUGUUUCAAACUCACAUCUUCAUACAUCUGAUAGUGAAGUUGUCGUCGCGUCAGCUGCAGCAUUUAGCAUGCUAUAUUCGUCGCAGAUGUUCUUAGUUUUGGUAAAAAAUGAGAACGGAGAAACAAUAUGUGUGUAACAUCCUUUCCAACACACGUUACAAAAUGGCCGCUGAGAUGCUGCAGACAUUGCAUUCGUUGCGUUUUUCUUUUUCUUCUUUCUCUUUAAUACAUCAAGAACCGGAUUCACGCGCUAGAUUUAGAUUUCAAACUGGAAGCUCGAAGCUUCCUUGCCAUAGCCUCGAGUUCUCUUACACCCAAGAUAUAUCUUUUAUUGAUAAUUUUUAUAACACACAGUUACAUCCUGUUAUUGAGCGUAAAUUCCAUCAUAUUUCUGGAGUGAAAAGUAAUCUUACAUUUAAAGAGGUAAAAAAUUGUCGAAAUCAACAUUCUCGGAGGAAUUCUGAUGAGUUGUCAAAGCAACAGCACAGUUCAGAUGUAGAAUUAUAUAAUUAAAUUCAGAUACAAUACUUUCAAAAAAAUGUUCCUUGCCGUUCCUUUUUUUUUUUUCUCUUGUUUCAGCCAUACAAAUGCGUCUUCUUAUACUUAUAUCAAACGGCGGCGACUCGUGACCAAAAAACAGAGUCAAAAAGGAUCGAAAUCGAUUUCUCUUGUGAUGGAACACCGUACAAAAAUCCAAGGUGUUCUCAGCGUGUUAACCGAAAAUGGUUUUACGACUCGGCCAUCAUUUUGAAUCACAUGUAACGAUAUAUGUACGUAGCUGUCUUCUUUUCGUCGACGUCAGACGUUAUUACAAACGUUGAAGGACUUUUUUUUUAUCACGGGAUAACACAGGGUGCUGGUACAAAGGAUACUUCUGACAGACGGAGGUACAAAGAGAGAAAAAC
Molecule: messenger RNA, 2993 nt
Organism: Frieseomelitta varia
Lineage: Eukaryota; Metazoa; Arthropoda; Insecta; Hymenoptera; Apidae
Product: phospholipid scramblase 1-like
Exons: 9
Coding region: 500-1372 (290 amino acids)
Biological process (GO): plasma membrane phospholipid scrambling
Cellular component (GO): plasma membrane
Molecular function (GO): phospholipid scramblase activity
Source: RefSeq, a predicted model, not a curated record